AAAGACGGCGAGGAGGGCCCUCGCUGCUGUGCUCCCGGCCAAAGCGCAGGCUCGGCCUGCCUUAUCCAGUGGGACGGCAAAGGGUCACUCUAAAAAUUGCUGCAGUCGGGUCUUGUCAGGUGGCUGCUGGUGGCUCCCCACUGGAUUUUCCUUCUCCCUCUCUCUGUCUCCACAGAUCCCUUCCCAAGAGGAGUCUCCUGCUAAAACUUCAUCAUCUCCAGUUGACCUGCCACUUCACCCAAGGAGGUUACAUCUUGUACUGCUCCAUCGUUCCCAGCACUGUGCUGCCCACACCAAGAUGGAUAUCUGAUAACCGCUUGCUGACAAAUACUCAAAGGCUUCUCCCAGAAAAUCCAACAAGGAGACACUCAACACAUAAAUUAAUGCAUUUGAGCAUUAAAAUGAUAGUGGGUUCAUAAUCUAUUUUCACAAGCAAGCUCUUGCCUGUGACAGUGUAUUUGCCAACAUGGCACCCAAAAAGAAGAUUGCCAAAAAGAACAAAGGAGAUAUCAAUGAGAUGACUAUAAUCGUAGAAGAUAGCCCCCUAAACAAACUGAAUGCUUUGAAUGGGCUCCUAGAGGGAGGCAAUGGCCUUAGCUGCAUUUCCUCUGAACUAACAGAUGCUUCUUAUGGCCCCAACCUCUUGGAAGGUUUAAGUAAAAUGCGGCAGGAGAACUUCCUAUGUGACUUAGUCAUUGGUACCAAAACCAAAUCCUUUGACGUUCAUAAGUCAGUGAUGGCUUCAUGCAGUGAGUAUUUUUACAACAUCCUGAAAAAAGACCCAUCAACUCAGAGGGUGGAUCUCAAUGAUAUCUCACCACUAGGCCUGGCCACUGUCAUUGCUUAUGCCUACACUGGAAAGCUCACUCUCUCCUUGUAUACAAUAGGAAGUAUUAUUUCUGCCGCUGUUUAUCUUCAGAUCCAUACUCUUGUAAAGAUGUGCAGUGAUUUUCUGAUACGGGAGAUGAGUGUUGAGAACUGCAUGUAUGUUGUUAAUAUUGCUGAAACAUACUCCCUAAAAAAUGCAAAAGCAGCAGCCCAGAAAUUUAUUCGGGAUAACUUCCUUGAAUUUGCAGAAUCGGAUCAGUUUAUGAAACUUACAUUUGAACAAAUUAAUGAACUUCUUAUAGAUGAUGACUUACAGUUGCCUUCUGAGAUAGUAGCAUUCCAGAUUGCAAUGAAAUGGUUAGAAUUUGACCAAAAGAGAGUAAAAUACGCUGCAGAUCUUUUGAGCAAUAUUCGCUUUGGUACCAUCUCUGCACAAGACCUGGUCAAUUAUGUUCAAUCCGUCCCAAGAAUGAUGCAAGAUGCUGAUUGUCACAAACUUCUCGUAGAUGCUAUGAACUACCACUUGCUUCCAUAUCAUCAAAACACAUUACAAUCUAGGCGAACAAGAAUCCGAGGCGGCUGCCGAGUCCUCGUCACCAUUGGGGGACGCCCAGGCCUUACUGAGAAGUCCCUUAGCAGAGACAUUUUGUAUAGAGACCCUGAAAAUGGGUGGAGCAAGCUUACAGAAAUGCCAGCCAAAAGUUUUAAUCAGUGUGUGGCUGUGAUGGAUGGAUUUCUUUAUGUAGCCGGUGGUGAAGACCAGAAUGAUGCAAGAAAUCAAGCCAAGCAUGCAGUCAGCAAUUUCUGCAGAUACGAUCCCCGCUUCAACACCUGGAUACACCUGGCCAGCAUGAACCAGAAGCGCACGCACUUCAGCCUGAGCGUGUUCAACGGGCUCCUGUACGCCGCGGGCGGCCGCAACGCAGAAGGAAGCCUGGCCUCUCUGGAAUGCUACGUGCCCUCCACCAAUCAGUGGCAGCCGAAGACGCCCCUGGAGGUGGCACGCUGCUGCCACGCCAGUGCGGUCGCCGACGGCCGCGUGCUGGUGACCGGAGGCUACAUCGCCAACGCAUACUCGCGCUCUGUGUGCGCCUACGACCCGGCCAGCGACUCGUGGCAGGAGCUGCCGAGCCUGAGCACACCCAGGGGCUGGCACUGCGCGGUCACGCUGAGCGACAGAGUGUACGUGAUGGGCGGCAGCCAGCUGGGGCCGCGCGGGGAGCGCGUGGACGUGCUCACCGUGGAGUGCUACAGCCCCGCGACCGGCCAGUGGAGCUACGCGGCGCCGCUGCAGGUGGGAGUGAGCACCGCGGGCGUCUCGGCGCUGCACGGCCGCGCCUACCUGGUGGGGGGCUGGAACGAGGGCGAGAAGAAGUACAAGAAGUGCAUCCAGUGCUUCAGCCCCGAGCUCAACGAGUGGACGGAGGACGACGAGCUACCCGAGGCCACCGUCGGCGUGUCCUGCUGCACCCUCUCGAUGCCCAACAACGUGACUCGGGAAUCCCGGGCCAGUUCGGUAUCUUCUGUGCCAGUCAGUAUCUGAGCCCAGGUAGAUGCAGGGACGCAGAAAGAAUACGUUAUUUAUUCAUAGAGCCACGUGGUUAACCUCUGAGUUCGCGAAAAGGAAAAUAUUUAACAUUUACUACACUGAUUGUAUUGUAAAAUAUGUCGAGGCACAUGUCCUGAUGGCUUUAAAUUCCUGGUAUGGCAUAAUCUACCUCUUUUUUUUUUUUUUUUUUUUUUUUUAAUCAAAAUACAGGGCCAUGGCCAACAAAAGAAACAAUUUAUUUCAGCGGCCACUGGGUGGCAGACGGAAUUCGUUAUAGGCACUGUUCCAAGGCGGCAUGUUUCCUAAAUGUAUAGCGGUUACACCCACAUUUGAGAUUUUUUUCCUCUACACUUUAGUACACUUGAGGUUUAUGUAAGUGAUUUCGUGUUCAAAAGUUUAUUUUCCUCUCUCUCUUUUUUCUUUAGGAAGUUGAAGAUAUUCAUAUAGAUUUUAUUUAAAAAUGGAAAUUGUCGAUCUACGUAGACUUAAGAUUUAAUUCUCUAUUUCAACGCAAUUUUUCCCCCAAAUGUGAUUGAGUAAAGGAUUUUGAAAGAUAUCCCAUGACAACGUAAUAAAGCUUAAAACAAGAUCUGACCGAAAAGGAAUAGGGAUUCCACCCAGGGACCGUAAAGUUGAUAACCUUUGCGUUAGCGGACAUUUCUCUUUUUCCAUGCCUCAGGCCCCAGUUUAUUUUCUACCAUAAAAUCCUGCUGUCAAUCAAGGAAUUGAUUUGAGUCAUUUAAUUUAUAGUGUAAACUUAAGUCAUGUGGUUGUUUCAACUAGAAGGAUUUGCAUUUUAUCCCUUGUCCUCUGUUAAAGAAGAAUUUCACAUACCCUGGGAGCCUUACCCUCACCGUAAAAGCUACACCAACCUGGUUAAAGGCAACCUUGGCCCUAAUGUACGCCCUGCAAAGAUCACCAAAUAAAACUAUGUCCCUAAGGACCAUUAGCUUGAAGCUUAGAGAGCCUGAAGUUUAUACAACUAAUAAUAAUAAUUUUAUUUGCCCCAAUCUUUUGUAAGACAAGAAUGAAAGAAACAUUUGGAAUUUGCAGAUUUGGUAGUAACUGGAUGAACGGGUUCUCCUGUUGAUAAAUGCCAUUGUUUCCCA
Messenger RNA from Macaca mulatta (Rhesus monkey), 3486 nucleotides. The record is from RefSeq and is a predicted model, not a curated record. NCBI's taxonomy places the organism in Eukaryota, Metazoa, Chordata, Mammalia, Primates, Cercopithecidae.